This is a messenger RNA of Oldenlandia corymbosa var. corymbosa, 2509 nucleotides long. Lineage: Eukaryota; Viridiplantae; Streptophyta; Magnoliopsida; Gentianales; Rubiaceae. The record is from the annotation of a GenBank genome assembly.
GUCCGGUCAAAAUUGCUUAAACAAACUUUUUCAGCAGCGAAAGAAAAAACCUGACAAAAAUAUAUAUUUUUUUAAUUGAAUAGAAAUUAAAAAAAAAUAAUAAAAAAAUUGGCAACGAAGGAGUCUUCACUGAACGGGCAACCUAUAUAGUAGUAUAAUAUGAUUAUAAUCAAAACCCAGACCCCGAUACUUUCCUGCUUCCUCCAUGAUAAACAAAUAAAAACCUUAAUCAUUGGGAUUUAAUCCCUGCUCUUUUCCUUCCCCGCCAAGCUUAUUAGAAUUUUUUUUUUUUUUUAGUUGCUUGCAUUGUGUAUUUACAUUAAUAUAAAAGGGGGGGGGGAAGAAUAAAUUUUUAGGCCCAAUUUGGUUUUGACCAUCGUCACCGCCACCCACCGAUUAGAGGGUGAUGGAGGAGGAGGAGGACUAUUACGAUUCUGGCAGUGACGAUGAAUACUAUGAUAAAGUUUAUGACGAGAAUGACGCAGGGUUGGAUUAUGAUCCUGAGGAUCAAGAAACUGAUUACGAGACUUACGCUUCAUUGGUUACCAAGGGUUCCUCUUGUAAGGUGAUCAGACAAGAGUCUCUUUUAGCUGCACAGAAAGAAGACUUGCAAAGAGUAAUGGAGUUGUUGUCAUUGAGGGAGCAUCAUGCAAGGACAUUGCUCAUUCAUUAUCGUUGGAAUGUUGAUAGAGUUUUUACUGAAUUCGCUGAGAGGGGGGAGGAGUGGUUGUAUAAAACCACUGGGUUGCCAGUGAAAAGCAGUCAGAAUCUUGACAACUCCAUGUCUACCCCUGAAAUAACUUGUGAGAUCUGCUUUGAUGAAGUCCCUAGCAGAGACUCUACUGUAAUGGAAUGUGGACAUCAUUUUUGCAACAACUGUUGGACGGAGCACUUCAUUGUGAAGAUAAAUGAGGGUCAGAGCAGACGUAUCACUUGCAUGGCCCACAAAUGCUAUGCAAUAUGUGAUGAAGAAAUUGUCAGAAAUCUAGUUAGUUUAAGAGAUCCUGAUUUAGCAGAAAAGUUUGAUCGGUUUCUCCUUGAAUCUUAUAUUGAUGAUAAUACUAGAGUAAAGUGGUGCCCUAGCAUUCCUCACUGUGGAAAUGCAAUCCGUGUCGAUGAUGAUGAGUAUCGGGAGGUUGAAUGUGCCUGUGGUAUCGAGUUCUGUUUUAGCUGCACCUCUGAAGCUCACUCACCUUGCUCAUGUUUGAUGUGGGAGAGUUGGUCAAAAAAAUGUGAGGAUGAAUCUGAGACAGUUAACUGGAUUUCAACUAAUACAAAGUCUUGCCCCAAGUGUCAUAAACCUGUGGAAAAGGAUGGAGGAUGCAACCUAGUUCGAUGUGUUUGUAAACAACCAUUUUGCUGGCUUUGUGGCGAAGCCACUGGCCUGGAUCACACAUGGACUAGUAUUGCCGGUCAUACUUGUGGCAGUUAUAAAGAAGAUGAAAAGGACAAAGUUGAGAAAGCAAGACAGCAACUUUUUCGGUAUACUCACUACUUCAAUCGGUACAAAGCCCACCGCGACUCUUUAAAGCUUGAAACUGAUUUGAAGAACAGAUUACAAGAAAAAAUUGUGAUCUUGGAAGAUAAAAAGGAUCCCACAUCAGUAGACUUAAGUUGGGUGACGAAUGGUUUUAACAGACUUUUCAGAUCAAGAAAGAUUAUCUCGUAUUCGUAUCCUUUUGCCUAUUACAUGUUUGGUGAUAUCCUUUUCAAGGAUGGAAUGACAAAAAGACAAAGGGAGCUAAAGCAGAGCCUUUUUGAGGAGCAGCAACAGCAACUUGAAGCAAUGACUGAAAGGCUUUCAUUGUUUUUGGAAGAGCCUUUUUCCAGUUAUUCUGGUGAUCAACUUUCAGAGAUAAGAUAUAAGAUCGUUAAUCUCUCAAGAGUUACUGAUGACUACUGCAAAAGAUUGUAUGAUUGCAUAGAAAACGAUCUAUUGGGGCCACUUCAGCAUGUAACUCAGAUUAUAGCUCCGUAUAGGUCUAAUGGUCUCGAGAAAGCUUCAGAACUUAACUAAAGCAGGAUGACGGGACUAAUGCAAGAAUAAUUCAAGCAAAAGCUCCCAAGGUGUAAAGAUAAACAGCUGCAAACCUUCUCAAACCGGUCCAAGGAUCGUUGUUCAAACCCAUAGCUGAUAUGAUGAUUCACAAUGAUGAAUUUCGGUGCAGACUGUUAUGCAAAGUGGGCAAAGAAACUGUCACAAGCAUGGCUGCAUUGACUUUUUUUGGCUGCCUGUACUUUUCUGAGUUAUCAUCAACAUCAGUUGGUUUGUUCAUGAGUGAUUAUUCUCUGGCAUUCUUGUUUCUUUUUAAUGGAGAAUGUUGUACAUAAUCUUCUUGGGAUAUUUAGGCUGCAGGUUAAUUAUUUCUACUUAGAUAUUUCCUGGUUGAACCUUAGCUUAAAAUUGGACCAUUUUGGAACUCAGAUUCUUAUUUGAGGUUUUUAAGGCUUAUAAAAUCUCUUGCAAUACUGGUCUGUGAGAUCAAUUAAAAAGAACUUAAGUUCAUCC